ACAUUUACUUCGUUUUUGAACCCAAGAGUCUUCUUCCUUCUUCUUCUUCUUCAUUCUUCAUUCUUCAUUCUUCGUUCUUCUUCGUCGUCUGUGUACAGAGACAUACCUUCAUUUUUAAAGAGAGUGAGAGAGAUAGAAGAGACAAAGAGAGAAAGAGAUCAGAAGAAGUAACAAAAUCGUGAAGGGGGAAAAACUUAUAGAAGAAAUUGAAAUUUUACCUAAAAGGAAACGUUUCAAUGCGUGCAUAGAUAUCGAUACUCAAAUACUCUGAGAGAUUUAUUCUGUAACUGCGUAGCUCUCAGUUGUUUUUUCUCUGAGAGCUUUCAAAUUCUUUUAGAUCUUUGGGUGGAGGUCAAACUACAAGCUCGCGAAGACGGGAACUCUCGCCGUCUCUAGGAUCCGAUUCCGUUCAGGUUUUGAUUGGUUUCCUAGCUGCCAAGUGGAAGUUUCUCAUAUUAGCUGAAGAUAUUUGUUCCCUCAGAUUUGGCAGUGAGUUAAAGGAUAAGUGAGAUUGAGGUGUUGCAGUAUGCAAUAAAGGUUUUUAUGAGAUGAAGGCAAUUAGGGGGUGGCGUCUAGGCAAAAUUAAUUAUAUGCAGUCUUUGCCUGGGGCUCGCCACCGUGCUCCUACGAAGAAGCCAGUAUGGAUCAUCGCAGUGCUUUCUCUGAUCGCAAUGUUUGUAAUUGGUGCUUUCAUGUUCCCUCAUCACAGCAAAGCGGCUUGUUAUAUGUUUUCGUCUAGAGGGUGCAAGGGACUAACUGAUUGGCUUCCACCGUCACUGAGGGAAUUUUCGGAUGACGAGAUUGCAGCUCGUGUAGUGAUUAGGGAAAUAUUGAGCUCCCCUCGAGUUAUACGAAAGAGUUCUAAAAUUGCAUUUAUGUUCUUAACUCCGGGUACAUUGCCUUUUGAAAAGCUAUGGGACCUCUUUUUCGAGGGUCAUGAGGGGAAAUUCUCUGUUUAUAUUCAUGCAUCAAAGGAUACUCCAGUUCACACCAGUCGUUACUUUGUCAACCGUGAGAUUCGAAGUGAUGAGGUGGUCUGGGGUAGGAUAUCAAUGAUUGAUGCUGAGAGACGUUUGUUGACUAAUGCUCUUAGAGAUUCUGAAAAUCAGCAAUUUGUUUUACUCUCUGAUAGCUGUGUGCCACUACGAAGUUUUGAAUACAUGUACAACUAUAUGAUGUACAGCAAUGUCAGCUAUGUUGACUGCUUUGACGAUCCUGGUCCACAUGGAAAAGGCAGGCAUAUGGAUCACAUGUUGCCGGAAAUUCCAAAGGAAGAUUUUCGAAAGGGUGCACAGUGGUUCUCCAUGACACGUCAGCAUGCUGUGAUAACUAUGGCAGAUAGUCUUUACUACUCUAAAUUCCGGGAUUACUGUGGGCCAGGUGUAGAGAGCAACAAGAACUGCAUCGCAGAUGAACACUACCUGCCAACAUUCUUUUAUAUGCUUGAUCCUACUGGCAUUGCUAACUGGACUGUGACGUAUGUUGAUUGGUCUGAGAAGAAGUGGCAUCCAAGAAAAUACAUGCCUGAAGAUAUCACGCAUGAGUUAAUUAAGAACAUCACGUCCAUUGACGCAGUUGCACGCGUUACAAGUGAGGGAACGGGAAUAGUAACAUGGACUGAUUGCAUGUGGAAUGGGAUCAGAAGACCUUGCUAUCUCUUUGGAAGAAAAUUUCACGCUGAUACUCUCGAUAAACUGAUCGACCUCUUCGCAAACUACACAAGCAUUGUAUAGGGCUCAUGAGCAAUUUUGAUUGAUUGAUGAAAUGCAGUGCAAAGGAGGUAUUCUUUUGACUCGGAUUCUUUGACCAACGUUCAGUUACACCUAUGAAUCAAAUUAAAACCUGAAGCAUUAUCAUGGAACCCCUAGAAGCUGUUAACUCGCUGCAAAGUCCUUUUUAAGAGCAGAGAAAAUCGUGUGAUCUAAAGAAGCUUAGGAAGUGUUUGGGGUUGUUUUUUUCAUUUGGUUGGGGACGUUGGGACAUUUUUAACUCAUCUGUUUUCACUACAUGUCAUUGUUAUUUGUAGAAUUUUCAGAGUGCGUUUUGUUUUUCUCUUCCUUUUGGUGAACUCUUUUGUUGAAAAUGAAAUGAAAACAAGGCAUGAUGAGGUUUAUACAGUUUAAAAAAGCUGGGCAUUUGGCA
Capsella rubella is the source of this 2142-nucleotide messenger RNA. RefSeq lists its product as uncharacterized. The transcript is spliced from 11 exons. The coding region runs from base 549 to 1733 and encodes 394 amino acids. Gene Ontology annotation, molecular function: glycosyltransferase activity. The record is from RefSeq and is a predicted model, not a curated record. NCBI's taxonomy places the organism in Eukaryota, Viridiplantae, Streptophyta, Magnoliopsida, Brassicales, Brassicaceae. Gene Ontology annotation, cellular component: membrane.